CAGUAUAAAACAUCCCUUACAUACAGUCGCCAAGUCAUAAUUUGCCGAAAACGCAAGCAAGUUUUGGGAUUGCAGGUGUAUUUUUUUGUUUUGGACAACCAUGAGACUAAUAGCAUUGAUCCUUCUUCUGGCUGUCAUUUCAGGCUGCCAGGCAUCUUCGGAGAUCCAGGAUGACCUCGAGGAAAAGUGGGAAGAGGGCGUGGACAAGCUCUGGGAGUACCUUUAUGGGCGCCGAACUACGCCAACAGCAACAGCAACAACAACACCAACACCAACGCCGACACCAACGCCAACACCGACAGAGACACCGACAGAGACACCGACAGAGACACCGACACCAACACCGACACCAGCACCAACACCAACACCGACACCAGCACCAACAGGAACCCCUGGUCCGGUAGAGGAACUCCAGAACCUGGUCGAAGACGCCAUGGAGGACCUGAACGAGUUGAGGGAGGACCUGGCCAAGAGGCUCGGGCCGCUGGUUCAGGACAUGGCCGACAGGGUGCGGGAGGACAUCAAGCGGCUCUUCGCCAAGGUCCGCGAGGACCUGGAGGAGGCCACGAACCGCGCCAAGGAGUACGGCGAGGAGGUCAAGAACCUGAUGCAGGACGACGGCGAAGGCGUCAGCGACAAGUUCAAGGAGUUCGACCGUCGACUGAGGAAGCGCCUCGCCAAGGACAUGGAGGACAUGCAGAAGACCGUGUCCGAUUACUUCAAGGACGUGGCGUCGAAGGCCCAGGAGGAGAUAGACGAAGCGAAGGACCGCCUCGAGCCCUUCUUCCGCAAGCUGCGCGACCGCGCCAAGGAGAAGCUGGACUCCGUCCUGGAGCAGCUGAAGGAGAAGACCCAGGGCCUCCGCGAGAAGGUGGAGAAGGCGGCCGAGGACACCCGCUCCACGCUGCAGAGGUGGUUCCAGCCCGUGGUCGACUUCUUCAAGUCCCUGGGCUAGGGAGGGAAGGGGCGAGAGGGAAGUCCGGUGGCCUCCCGGGGACGGGGACCAGGCGGGCGCGAUUCCCCUCUCGCUGCCGUGAACAGUCGGGUCAGGUCGGCUCGCCCACCCACAAACCCCCAGCCCCGACCCGUUCAGCUUGUAAACUUUUCAUUCCCGUCCGGGAUCGUUGACUAAUGGUCAAAAGAUGCCUGUGCUGUUAAUUCUGCGACCCUCUAAAGGUGUAAGAUCACAAAUACGCGAUUAUACCGUUCGUAACUGAACAUUCUAAUGCUGAUAUAAAAAUGACCACUGGCAAUUGCGUUCUAGAACAUGACUGGAAAAAAGAAAACGCUACUCUUCAAUGGCUUAAGGUACGAGAUGACAAAUAUGUGAUGAUUUUCUGAUGCUGUUGGUGAACGAAAGCAAUGGAGUUCUAGAACACUGACUGAGAAAAAAAAAAAGAUUCCAAAAAAACCUACAAAGAGUCGUGCCCUGCGCUCAUCCUCUCAUCAGCGAGCAAAGGCCGGGAAGGAGGAGGAGAGCGCUGCCGAAGGUGCGGCGCUGUUUGCUCAGUCAGCGCACAGAAUGGGAAGGCUGAUGAACAAGGAGGGGCAGCGCGAAAAUGAGCCGUAGCAUUUUGGCUCAUCUCCCAGGAUGUCUGUCAAGAGAAUGCGUUUGGAUCCCCAAGGUCACCUAAGUUCAGCACACCAACAUUUUUCUUCAUUUUCCCGCUCCUUUGCUACGUAAAAAAAAAAAAAAAAAAAAAGCUUCUUAAAAUACAACCCACUGCUCUCAAAAUGGCCUCUCGGUGGCGGCUGUAAAUGGGCAUUAUUAUAAUCCGUUCUCGCCUGUCAGACAAGGUUAAUAUGUACACGAAGAUGCGAUGCAUGGCUUGCGUUAUGAUCCCGGUACCCUGCCUCUGUGAACGUCCGCUUUUAUUGAAAUGAGCUACAAGCCUGUGCCGUGCCCAAUACCAGAUCAGAAUUCUUGUGCGCUUUGCUAUAGGCUGGGUGCUGAAAGGGUAGAUGGCCCAUGUUAUUCUAACAGUCCUGUUCUGAUGAGUGCACCGUACAGCCGCGGGGAAAGAUGUACCGCAGGCUCAGGUGUCGGACCGAUCGGUCUCCGGUGUGCCGAUGACACGGCCAGGUGGCAAAGGUUUCUCUCGUUUGGGUGUCACGCUUACAUUCUUAAUUGGUGGAGAACAGAAAUAAACUCGCGAACACCUGUGGGUGAGCCAAUCUCCAACCUGCGGGUUCCACAGCCAAAGCGCAGCCUGCUUUGCAGCCUGCGCACGUACCGUGCAACCUCUCUGCCGCGCAACGGCGUGUUUUGAGGGAGCGGGGCCCGUCCACACAGAAAGCAAUAUUUGUAGCAGAACCGAGAGGCGGUGUUGUCCAAGUUUUUUCGUAAGUUUUUGCACCUGGUGGCGGGGUGAUUUUAACUGCCGGCGGCUGCAGCAGGCUGAGCGUAAACAUUCUGCUCUGCUCCAGUCAUUCUUUAUAAAUCAGGAGAAAAGCUCUACCUUUCCCUUCUCUGUUCUGCCAAGGCCUGCAUGGACUGUAGGUCCAAACAUGCACAGUGCAGUAUGUGGAAGAUCUUUACCUAUCAGCUUAUUGGCUUCUGUAUUCUCUGGCCUCUCAUUAGCAUAUUCAGAUAUCACUGAGAAAUGAUAAGCUUCUCACUCUGGAGAAUUUUGUCUUUGCAUUUCAAUGUAUUUUACAGUAUAUGCAAAAAAAAACAAUAAUAAUAGCCGUCUAACUUGUGAGUUUUUCAUUGCUGCUGUCUAGUUUAUGUAACUCCCCCCCUCCCCCCCUCCCCAGGCAAUAGUUUGGCUGUUUGGCCUUGCGUGCGUGUGUGCAUGUGUGCGUGUGUGAGUGUCUGCCUGUCUGUCUGUCUUGAGUGACUAUCAGUGCUUAUAACCUUAUCCACAGCGCCAUCUUGGGGUGACAGCAAAAACAUUAAAAGAGUUUCGGACACA
This is a messenger RNA of Anguilla rostrata (American eel), 2915 nucleotides long. RefSeq names its product apolipoprotein Eb-like. Gene Ontology annotation, molecular function: lipid binding. Gene Ontology annotation, cellular component: intermediate-density lipoprotein particle; extracellular region. Lineage: Eukaryota; Metazoa; Chordata; Actinopteri; Anguilliformes; Anguillidae. Gene Ontology annotation, biological process: positive regulation of nitric-oxide synthase activity; cholesterol catabolic process; regulation of amyloid-beta clearance. The record is from RefSeq and is a predicted model, not a curated record. The coding region runs from base 101 to 955 and encodes 284 amino acids. The transcript is spliced from 5 exons.